UGUCUGAUGGCAAAUAAUUACGCAGAACUGAGUGGUUACACGGAAAAUGUUGCAACGCCACGUAUUCCUCUUCUUUAGGCUUUGGACGUUUCCUGGCAUUGUGGUAGUUUUAAAAUGGUUUCAUCUCUUUUAUAUGUGAUUUGGAGCAAUGAAUGAACAAACUAAGCUUUAUAAGAGCUAAAGUGAGAGAAAUCCUAUUAGUUCGAAAUUAACAAGCUUAUUUUUCCUGACAAUAAUUCCAUGUGAAUGUCGCAUCAGAUGUGUCUACUAUUUAAAUUUGUAUUAGUAUUUUGUAUUAUAUGUGCAUGCACCAACUACUUUGCUUAAUCUAAACAUCCCAGGUUCGGUCCUGAAAGGUCUAACAUCUCCCAGGAUGCCAUGAAUUAGUGAUGAAUUCUCGAUUAAGUGAGAGAAACGUCGUUUAUGCAGUGUGUAACAAGUCAUUUAGACUAAAGCGCUAUUUAAACUAUCAUAUACAUAUCGAAACAGGAAAGAAACCUCAUAUAUGAAGUCAUUUAGACAGUAUGGUUCUUUAGACAAGAAUCUGCAUGUACGUAUAGGAGAAAAAAAUGUGUGUGUAAGGUAUGUAAAUAUUCAUUUGGAAGAAAGAGCACCUUAAUCAUGAAUAAGCUUAGACAUGUGGGAAAGAAACCUUAUAUAAUGAUAUGUAAUAAGUCAUUUACUCUAAAGGGUUAUUUAAGAAACCAUAUACUCCUUCACACAGGAGAGAAACCCCAUGUGUGUGAGAAAUGUAAUAAGUUAUUUAUUUGAAAAGCUCGUUUAAACAAACAUAUACUUAUUCACACAGGAAAGAAACCUUAUGUGUGUGAGGUAUGUAACAAGUCAUUUACUCAAAAAAUUCAUUUAUAUAACAAUAUGCUUCUUCACAGAGGAGAGAAACUCCAUGUGUGUGAGAUAUGUAAGAAGUCAUUUACUCAAAAAGGAAAUUUAAACAAGCAUAUGUCCCUUCACACCGGAGAGAGACCUCAUGUGUGUGACAUAUGUAACAAGUCAUUUGCUGAAAGAUCUAAUUUAAAGAAGCAUAUAUUUAUUCACACAGGAGAGAAACCUCAUCUGUGUGAGGUAUGUAACAAGUCAUUUGCUCAAAAAUAUGAUUUAAAGAAGCAUAUAUUUAUUCACACAAGGGAAAAACCUCAUCUUUGUGAGGUAUGUAAUAAUACAUUUGCUGAUAAACCUCAUUUAAACAACCAUAUGCUUAUUCACAGAGAAGAGAAACCAUAUGUGUGUGAGAUAUGUAAGAAGUCCUUUACUCGAAAAGGAAAUUUAAAGAAGCAUAUGCCCUUCCACACAGGAGAGAGACCUCAUGUGUGCGAGGUAUGUAACAAGUCAUUUGUUCAAAAAUGUAAUUUAAACAACCAUAUGCUUCUUCACACAGGACAGAAACCGCAUGUGUGUCAGGUAUGUGACAACUCAUUUGCUCAAAAAAGUCAUUUAAACAACCAUAUGUUACUUCACAGAGGAGAGAAACCUCAUGUAUGUGAGGUAUGUAACAAGUCAUUUGCUCAAAAAGGUGAAUUAACAAGACACAUGCGUAUUCACACUGGAGAAAAACCUCAUGUAUGUGAGGUAUGUAACAAGUCAUUUGCUCAUAAACCUACUUUAAACAGCCAUAUGCUUCUUCACACAGGAGAGAAACCUCAUGUGUGCCACGUAUGUGACAACUCAUUUGCUCAAAAAAGUCAUUUAAACAACCACAUGUUACUUCACAGAGGAGAGAAACCUCAUGUGUGUGAGAUAUGUAAGAAGUCCUUUACUCGAAAAGGAGAUUUAAACAAGCAUAUGCCCCUCCACACAGGACAGAGACCUCAUGUGUGCGAGGUAUGUAACAAGUCAUUUGUUCAAAAAUGUAAUUUAAACAAGCAUAAGCUUCUUCACACAGGAGAGAAACCCCAUGUGUGUGAGGUAUGUAGUAAGUCAUUUGCUGAAAAAUGUAAUUUAAAAAGCCAUAUACGUAUUCACACCAAAGAGGAACUCCAUAAGGUAAAUUUGUAACAAAUCGUUUGAGCCAUAGAAAAAUUAAGACUUGUGUUUACACAUAAUAAGAAGGCUAAUGUUUUUUUGUGGAAAAGUUAGAUUAAUAAGAACCUUUGGUUAUGUGUGCAGUAAAGACUUGUCCAUGCUGUAUAGAAAUGUCUUUGUAUGUUUUGUGUUCAACUUGUCAUUUCAUUUAAAUUCUGAAUAAAUCAUUUAUUUCUUUUUGCAAGAGA
Molecule: messenger RNA, 2228 nt
Organism: Stegodyphus dumicola
Lineage: Eukaryota; Metazoa; Arthropoda; Arachnida; Araneae; Eresidae
Biological process (GO): regulation of transcription by RNA polymerase II
Molecular function (GO): DNA-binding transcription factor activity, RNA polymerase II-specific; RNA polymerase II cis-regulatory region sequence-specific DNA binding
Source: RefSeq, a predicted model, not a curated record